ACUACGCUGAAGUUAAACUCUCAACUGAAUUCCUACCACUACUACGAUCUGAACUUAAUUGUUAACACCAACAGGUACGACUACACUACAGUUAAACUCUCAACUGAAUUCCUACCACUACUAUGGUCCGAACUUAAUUGUUAACAUUUACAGAUCUGUUUUCUCAUCCUUUACAAAUUACCUCCUCUCCUUGCUCUGGGAGAAAGUGACAACCGAAUCGCCAUCUGCCAUGGCGAGUAGAGCCUCUCUUCUCAUUUUUCUCUUUUUCUUCUCCUCCGCCUAUACUGUCUUAUCUCUCUACGAAGACCAAGUCGGCCUCAUAGACUGGCAUCAGCGGUACAUUGGAAAAGUGAAGCACGCUGUGUUCCACACGCAGAAGGCUGGGAGGAAGCGCGUAGUUGUCUCCACUGAAGAGAAUGUCAUCGCCUCGCUUGAUCUUCGUCAUGGAGAUAUUUUUUGGAGGCAUGCAUUGGGGCACAAGGAUGUCAUUGAUGGGAUUGACAUUACCCUUGGGAAAUAUGUUAUUACUCUGUCAUCUGGAAGCACUGUAAGAGCAUGGAACCUUCCUGAUGGCCAGAUGGUGUGGGAGUCAUUCAUUGGAGGUUCAAAUCCUUCAAAAUCAUUUUUAGUAAUUCCGUCAAAUUUGAAAGUUGACUGGAAUAGUUUGAUCCUUAUUUAUAGUAAUGGGCAUCUGCAUGCUGUUUCAAGCACCGAUGGUGAGGUUAUCUGGGCAAAGGAGCUAGUAAAAGAGGGUAUUGAUAUUCAGCACAUAGUUCAUCCUGAAGGAACUAAUGAUGUAUAUGCUGUAGGACUUACUAGUUCAUCUCAGUUUGAAGCAUAUAAAAUAAAUGCUAUAAAUGGUGAACUGCUGAAGCAUGAGAGCAUGGUAUUUCCUGGUGGCUUUUGUGGCGAUCUAUCACUGGUCACAAGUGACAGAGUGGUGGGCCUGGAUUCCACUGGGUCAAUUUUACUCUCUAUAGCUUUCAAGGAUGGACUAAUUAACUUCCAACAGGUGCAUAUAGCAGAUCUUGUUCAAGAUUUUACAGGAACAGCAGUGCUCUUACCUUCUAAGCUUAUAGGGAUGGUUACUAUUCACAUAAAUAAAUCUAUACUUUUCAUUAGAGUUACACAUGAAGGGAAAUUGGAGCUAGUUGACAGUGUUGCUUAUGGUGCUGCUCUAAGUGAAUCUGUAUCUGUUUCAGAAGGUCACCAAGCUUUUGGGCUUGUUCAGCAUGACGAUGUUAAGAUUAAUCUGUCUGUAAAAUCAGUCAAUGACUGGGAUAGCAAUUUGCUUGAGGAAAGCUUAAAGUUAGACAGCCAAAAGGGCCUUGUUUACAAAGUUUUCAUCAACAAUUAUAUCAGGACAGACAGAUCUUAUGGAUUUAGGGCCUUAAUUGUCUUAGAAGAUCAUUCUUUAUUGCUAUUCCAACAAGGUGAGGUUGUCUGGAGUAGAGAAGAUGGACUUGCCUCCAUUGUAGAUGUAACAACAUCAGAAUUGCCCUUUGAAAAGGAUGGAGUAUCUGUUUCAAAAGUGGAGCAGAACCUUUUUGAAUGGCUUAAGGGACAUAUGCUGAAGCUUAAACGAACUCUGAUGCUUGCUACGCCGGAUGAUAUGGCAGCCUUACAACAUAUGAGAUUACAAAGCUCUGAGAAAAGCAAAAUGACUCGGGACCAUAAUGGAUUCAGGAAACUACUCAUAGUACUUAGUCGAGCUGGGAAGCUUUAUGCAUUGCACACUGGAGAUGGGCGGAUUGUUUGGUCUUACCUUGUGAAUGCUCUCCGACAAUCCGAAACUUGUGAACAUCCGAAUGGCUUCAAGAUAUAUCAAUGGCAGGUCCCACAUCAUCAUGCCAUGGAUGAGAACCCAUCUGUUCUUGUGGUUGGCAAAUGUGGGUUAAAUUCAGAUGCUCCCAGUGUUCUGUCUUUUGUUGAUGCAAACACUGGGAAGCAACUCAGCUAUGUGAGACCUGGUCAUUCCAUUGCACAUGUUAUUCCUCUCCAGUAUACUGAUUCAACUGAACAACAACUACAUCUACUCAUAGAUACUGAUGGUCAUGGACACUUAUACCCCAGAACUCCUGAGGCUCUUGGCAUAUUCAAACGUGAACUGGGUUACAUAUAUUGGUAUUCAGUGGAAGCCAAUAACAUCUUAAGGGGGCGUGCAUUGAUGGAGAAGUACUUUCAUGGAUUGGAUGAUGAGUACCAUUUUGCAACUAGGGAUGUAUGGUCAGUUGUCUUUCCUCCAGAAUCAGAACACAUAAUUGCCACUGCUACAAGAAAAUCAAAUGAGGUAGUUCAUACUCAAGCCAAGGUAACGGCCGAUCAGGAUGUGACAUAUAAAUACAUAUCUAAGAACAUGCUUUUUGUGGCUACUGUUUCACCAAAAGCAGCUGGUGGUGAUAUUGGUUCAGUAAUCCCAGACGAAUCAUUUCUGGUUGUUUAUCUUAUUGAUACUGUAACUGGUCGCAUCCUUCACCGCAUGGUUCAUCAAGGCUCACUGGGACCUGUCAAUGCUGUGCUUAGUGAGAAUUGGGUUGUCUACCACUACUUCAAUUUAAGGGCACACAGAUAUGAAAUGUCUGUGAUUGAGAUCUAUGAUCAAUCUAGAGCGGAUAACAAAGAUCUCUUGAAACUUGUUCUUCGGAAGCAUAAUCUUACUAAGCCACUUUCAUCUUAUUCACGUCCUGAAGUUUCUACCAAGUCGCAGUCUUACUUUUUUGCGCACUCUGUGAAAACAAUAGCAGUCACUGCAACAACCAAAGGCAUAACAUCCAAGCAGCUUCUUGUUGGUACAGUUGGUGAUCAGGUUUUGGCAUUAGACAAACGCUUUUUAGAUCCGCGGCGCACAGUGAAUCCUACUCAGGCCGAGAAAGAGGAAGGGAUAAUACCUCUUACUGACUCACUACCUAUAAUCCCUCAGUCAUAUGCUACUCAUGCUGUAAAAGUGGAAGGUCUUAGGGGCAUAGUAACUGUUCCAGCAAAGUUGGAGUCAACCACACUUGUUUUUGCUUAUGGAGUUGAUCUGUUUUUCACGCGUCUUGCUCCUUCAAAGACUUACGACUCCCUAACGGAGGACUUCAGCUAUGCUCUCCUUCUUCUUACCAUUGUUGCACUUGUAGUGGCUAUUUUCAUUACUUGGAUCUGGUCAGAAAGGAAGGAGUUGCAGGAGAAGUGGAGAUGACUUGACUCAGGUCACUGCCUAGACCCCUCUUUGAGUGUCAUAUUCCUGUGUUUUGACCUUUUUUUUGUGUUUUACACUCCACUCUCCCGAGGAAGAUUUAGGCAGGCUAGAGUUGUGUAUUUUCAAAUUCCGUCACUUUACCAACGAGAAUGUGCUAGCUUUAAUUUUUUUUUACUUGGAAUGGACACAAUCAUAUUUGUAAGCCUGAAUGAACAUGGCAUAUUGUUAGCAGGUUUGGAUCUCAUUUCCUUUCCAGUUAAAUUUUAGUUUUUCCAAAUAUUGUGUGCAAUUGGAGGCCUCUCAAGAUCACAUCCAUAAAGGAUUUUGAACCCU
Molecule: messenger RNA, 3514 nt
Organism: Cuscuta campestris
Lineage: Eukaryota; Viridiplantae; Streptophyta; Magnoliopsida; Solanales; Convolvulaceae
Source: the annotation of a GenBank genome assembly